Heterotrigona itama is the source of this 909-nucleotide messenger RNA. NCBI's taxonomy places the organism in Eukaryota, Metazoa, Arthropoda, Insecta, Hymenoptera, Apidae. The record is from the annotation of a GenBank genome assembly.
AUGGCUGCUCCGGUCAAGAAGCGUGAAAUUCAGCGAAAUUUCGAAUUCCCCGACGAUGAUGACGAAAGUUCGUCAGGCAGUGAGGAUAACGAGAAGGAACAACUAGAUGAACAGGGAAUGGAAAUUCAAGUGGACUUUGAAGGAAGAUAUCCAGUGGAUCCGGAUUAUCAUGGCAUUAAAACUUUAUUACAACAACUGUUUUUGAAAGCUCAUAUUGAUUUAGGUGGUCUGGCAGAUUUAAUUAUCCGUGAAAACCAUGUGGGUUCAGUUGUUAAACAGUCAGCAGAUUUAGACGAGUCUGACAAUGAAGAUACUGAUAUCAAUGAUGUAUUUGGUAUUACUACAGUAAUUAAUUUAUCUUUUAAACAGAAUUAUCCUUGUGUGCAACAACUCAGAGAAUUAUUAAGACAAAUGGCAAAUGAACAUGCAACAGAUGCAGCAAAUACAAUGAUAAAACAUGUUCUUGAAAAUGACACCGAAGUAUUAGGUUUAUUAAUUAAUGAAAGAUUUGUAAAUAUUCCAGCUCAAAUAUCUGUGCCACUUCUGGAAAAUUUAAUUUCUGACAUAAAAAGAGCAAACACUAGAAAGGUGCCCUUCAACUUUUCGUACUACGUAUUAAUCUGCAAACUCUAUAAAAUGGAAAACGUAAAACUAGACAAAAAAUUGAAACAGAAAAAGAAAGAUAAUAUAGAAAAACCAUCUAUUCUAUGGAGCAAUCCAGAGGAAGAAAUUUUUGCUGAAGAGGCAACAGUCAGUUUUGAAUUUUCAGUUGAGAAAGAGACAGAUAGUGCUUUGUCUGGAACGUGGACUGAGUCAGAUGAUGAAAUGAUACCUUACAGGAGAGUGCUUCUCUUUGAAGCUACCAAAUUGCAACCAAUUAUUGACAAAAUAAAAAAACAGAUUUCCUAA